Messenger RNA from Arachis ipaensis, 2690 nucleotides. Lineage: Eukaryota; Viridiplantae; Streptophyta; Magnoliopsida; Fabales; Fabaceae. The record is from RefSeq and is a predicted model, not a curated record.
AAACACAAAUCAGUGGUGGGUUAUAUCAAAAUGUUACUUACCUUCUUCUUUCUAAUGUUCUUCGUUACACCCUCCACUUCGAUAGAUAGUUUUGGAAUGAAUCAAUCUAUUCGCGACGGUGAAACAUUGGUUUCAGCUGGUGGAAGUUUCGUGGUUGGUUUCUUCAGCCCUGGAACUUCAACAAACCGAUAUUUGGGUGUGUUUUAUAAAGAUGCAUCAGGAAACCAAACGGUUAUGUGGGUAGCCAACAGAGAAAAGCCCCUUCAAAACAAAUCCGGGAUCUUAAAGUUCAAUGAAAAUGGGACUCUCCAACUUUUCAGUGGCACAACCAACACCAGUGUUUGGUCCUCCAACAUUUCAACCAAAGACUUGAACAGUAACUCUUCAACUGCACAGCUCCUGGAUUCGGGAAAUCUUAUAGUGAAAAGUUCAGAUGAUGGAAGCAAGAUUCUGUGGCAGAGUUUCGAUUUUCCCGGCGACGUAUUGAUGCCGGGAAUGAAGAUUGGAUUGAAUUUAGUUACAGGUCUGGAUAGAUAUCUGUCAACCUGGAAAAGCGCCGACGACCCGGCCCGGGGAGAUUAUUCUAUAAAAUUUGAUCCCAGAGGAUAUCCACAAAUAAUUCAAAUGAAGGGGGUUGUAUUGAAUGCCAGAGAAGGGUCCUGGAAUGGCCUUUAUUUCACUGGCUAUCCAUAUUUGGUGCAGAACAAUAUGUUUCGACGCGACUUCUUUUUUAACGGUGAAGAAAUGUAUUAUAAGUCGGAAAUUCUUGACGGAUCAACUUUUAGAAUAAAUCGAAUGAUGCCUUCAGGUAUUUGGCAAACUACUACAUGGACGGGACAAGGAAGAGGUCAGGUGAAAACAACCACAUCCGGGGGACUGGAAGAUUGUGACAAUUUUGCAUUUUGUGGUUCAAAUUCUGUAUGCAAUAUGGUUGAUAAUGAUGCAGCCUGUGAGUGCCUCAAAGGUUAUGUUCCAAAGUUUCCUGAACAAUGGAAUGUGUCACAUUGGUCUAACGGUUGUGUUAGAAAGACUGCGUCUAAGUGUGAUAUUACAGACGGAUUCUCGAAAUACAUAAACAUGAAAUUGCCGGAUACAUCUUCUUCAUGGUUUGAUAAGACAAUGAAUCUUGAGGAAUGUCAGAGGUCAUGCUUGAAAAACUGUUCCUGUACGGCGUAUGCGAAUUUGGAUAUCCGUAAUGGAGGAACUGGCUGUCUACUUUGGUUCAAUCAUCUUGUUGACAUGAGGCAAUUUAAUCAAAGGGGUCAAGACCUUUUCAUCAAAGUCCCUAACUCAGAGUUAGCUAAUGAACAUGGAAACAUGAAGAAGAAGAAGAAUGUUGCAAUUGUAGUAGCUGGAGUGAUUAUUUUUGGAUUAAUCAUAUGUGCCAGCAUAGUGCUCAUUAAAUAUCCAGGGUUAGCAAGAAAUAUAUGGAAAAACAAGCAAAGACAGGUAGACGUUGAUCUCCCAAUAUUCGAUUUCUCAGUCUUAGCUAAAGCUACUGACAACUUUUCAAGCAACAAAAAACUUGGAGAAGGUGGUUUUGGACCAGUAUACAAGGGAACAUUGGAAAAUGGAGAAGAAAUUGCUGUCAAGAGACUUUCUAGAGGCUCCAAACAAGGUGUCAAGGAAUUUAAGACUGAAGUUGCGUUAAUAGCUAAACUUCAACACCGUAAUCUUGUAAAGCUUCUCGGUUGUUGCAUUCAGGGAGGAGAAAAAAUAUUGAUCUAUGAAUUCAUGCCAAAUAAAAGUUUGGACCACUUUGUUUUUGAUGAAACAAGAAGAAAGUCCCUAAAUUGGCUUCAACGUUUUAACAUUAUUAGCGGCAUUGCUCGAGGGCUUCUUUAUCUUCAUCAGGAUUCUAGACUGAAGAUUAUUCAUAGAGAUCUUAAAACCAGUAAUAUUUUAUUAGAUACAAAUUUAAAUCCCAAAAUAUCAGAUUUUGGUUUGGCUCGAAUAUUUUUAGGCGAUCAAGUUGAAGCGAAUACAAAUAAAGUUGCUGAAACAUAUGGAUAUAUGUCGCCCGAAUAUGCAGUGCAUGGACAAUUCUCAGAGAAAUCAGAUAUAUUUAGUUAUGGUGUAAUAGUAUUAGAGUUGUUAAGUGGAAAAAGAAAUAGAGAUUUUUCAGAUUCUGAAAACUACCAUAAUCUACUUGGACAUGCAUGGAGAUUGUGGACUGAGGAGAAGCCAUUGGAACUAUUGGAUGAAGUAUUGAGGGAAAAUUGCAACCCUUCUGAAGUCAUAAGAUGCAUACAAGUGGGCCUACUAUGUGUGCAACAAAGACCAGAAGAUAGGCCGAAUAUGUCAUUGGUGGUUCUAAUGCUAAAUGGCGAGAAAAUGUUGCCCAAACCAAAUUUUCCUGGAUUUUACAUUGAUAGAGGUGUUCAACUUCAAGCAGAUUCAUCAUUGCCGAACAACACACUCUUUUCAGCUAACCAAAUUUCCAUAACAAUAUUAGAAGCUAGAUAGCAUCUGGAGUAAAGAAAGGGUCAUCAUCAUACUUUAAUGUAUAAGAAAUUGAGAUGACUAGCUAAGUCAUUUUGCGGGAAAAAAAAAUCCAAUUGUUCAUGAACUUUUUAUACAUUUUUAUUUAGUGAUUUUGCUAUGAAUUUUUGUUUCUCGUCUUUCAUUCGCAUAUAAUUCAGACAGAGGUGUGUAAAACAAGCAUAUACGUUAACAAAGACCACUAUAUA